Eremothecium sinecaudum is the source of this 642-nucleotide messenger RNA. RefSeq names its product bifunctional thymidylate/uridylate kinase (gene CDC8). NCBI's taxonomy places the organism in Eukaryota, Fungi, Ascomycota, Saccharomycetes, Saccharomycetales, Saccharomycetaceae. Gene Ontology annotation, cellular component: cytoplasm; nucleus; cytosol. The transcript has a single exon. Gene Ontology annotation, molecular function: ATP binding; dTMP kinase activity. The coding region runs from base 1 to 642 and encodes 213 amino acids. Gene Ontology annotation, biological process: dTDP biosynthetic process; dTTP biosynthetic process; dUDP biosynthetic process. The record is from RefSeq and is a predicted model, not a curated record.
AUGACUAGAGGAAGACUCAUCCUGAUUGAAGGUCUCGACAGGACAGGGAAGACGACACAGACCAACCUGCUUCUCGAAAAACUCGGACCCAAUGCACAGCUGAUCAAGUUUCCGGAAAGAACCACGCCAAUAGGGAAGCUCAUCGACAAGUACCUCACAGAGCGGUCGUUCGAACUUGCCGACCAAGCGGUCCACCUACUGUUUGCUGCCAACAGGUGGGAACUAUCCCACCAAAUCGAGGCUCUUCUACGUUCCGGCAAGCACGUGAUACUUGACAGAUACGUAUAUUCUGGGGUUGCUUACUCAAGUGCUAAGGGAGUUCGAGGUAUGGAUCUACAAUGGUGUAUACAGCCGGAAAAAGGCUUGAUAAAACCCGAUUUGACUCUGUUCUUUACCACUGAUACUGCUGCAGAGAGGCAAGGCUUCGGUGAUGAGCGCUACGAGGUGGAGGAGUUUCAGAAAAAAGUGAAGGUCAAGUUUAAUGAUGUCUUCAAGAUGUUUGAGAACCCUGAUUACCGGGUCAAUCAUAUAAAAAUACUCGAUGUGGGCAACAAGACUGUAGAGGACGUCGCAGCCGCGGUAUGGUCACUCGUUAGUGAUCAUAUUGCAACAAAUAAAUCCACAGACUUUAUGUAUUUUUAA